AUGCGUGGAGGGCCUGCUGGAGCGUUGACGACCGAGCCGGUAGUCGCUUGUACUGAGGUGACCCGUAAGGAGGUUGCAAGCUCCUUGUGCGUGCGUCAGUCCCCGUCAUCCUCGUUCUUUCUCCCUCCCCACCCCCAUUCACCGGGCCGACGGGGCCGGAAGAGGGGCUAUUUGGGCGGUUCAAACGGGCCCUCAACCUCGAACAGCAGAAGACGCAGCGACGACGGGCCGGCGUUUUGUGUGCGCAACGGCUGCGCCAAGCACGGCGUUGUCGGCUGGAUGCCGCCCGAGCAUGAGCGCCCGGUCCGCCUCAUCCAGCCGCGCCGCCCGCCUCCUCUUACCCCCGAACACCCGUCGGACAAGCACCAGCUCGUCGCUGGCUUGCAGGCACUCGCGCUUCCCCCGCCCCGCGAGAAUGACGCGCUAUUGGCGGAUCUCGGUGGCGAGCUACGACAUCCCGUCGGAUGCGCUCAUUUGGUCGCAAGGACGAUGUGGGACGUCGAUUCGUGGUAG
Molecule: messenger RNA, 513 nt
Organism: Puccinia triticina
Lineage: Eukaryota; Fungi; Basidiomycota; Pucciniomycetes; Pucciniales; Pucciniaceae
Exons: 3
Coding region: 1-513 (170 amino acids)
Source: RefSeq, a predicted model, not a curated record